GCAAACAAACAAGUGGUGCAUCAGUAAAAAGAAGUAUUCCCGUAUAAUAUUUGAAAGUGAUCACUGGCAAUGAGCAGUUUCACCUUGAACAAGUAACUGGUGGUGGUGGUGGUGGACGUGGCGAGGAGAACGAACAGAUCACCGCGGGUCCUGCUCGGCUCCUGAGGCACGCCAUACGCUCUCCACCUCGCCCCUACUACAGAAUUCUUUUAAGGACUCACAGCACCAGCUUUAACCACCAAAAUGACAUCUGGCGGCCCUCCCAUUGACACCAACUGCAUGUCGCUGACUCGCUUUACAUUGGCCGAGCAGAAGAAAAUCCCGCACGCCUCCGGUGACCUCACCCAACUCCUCGUCUGCAUCCAGACAGCUGUAAAAGCCAUUUCCUCGGCUGUGAGGAAGGCAGGGAUCGCAAAAUUAUUCGGCAUGGCGGGAGAUGUGAACGUGCAGGGCGAGGAGGUCAAGAAGUUGGAUGUGCUAGCCAACGACCUCUUUAUCAACAUGCUGAGUUCCUCCUACACCACCUGCCUGUUGGUUUCAGAGGAGAACAAAACCGUAAUAGAGGUGGAGAGGGAACGUCAGGGGAAAUAUGUGGUGUGCUUUGAUCCCCUUGAUGGUUCCUCUAAUAUUGACUGUCUGGUGUCCAUUGGAUCUAUUUUCUCCAUAUACAGGAAGUCAACAGACACGGACCCCAAUGUAAACGAUGCCCUCCAGCCUGGCAACAGUAUAGUGGCUGCAGGGUAUGCCCUCUAUGGUUCUGCCACAAUGAUGGUUAUCUCUACCGGCAAUGGUGUCAACGGCUUCAUGUUGGACCCGAGCAUUGGAGAGUUUGUGCUGACUGAUCCCAACAUGACAAUCAAGGAGAGAGGGAAGAUCUACAGUCUGAAUGAGGGCUAUGCUAACCUGUGGGAUCCUGCCGUUUCAGAAUUUGUCAAGGGCAAGAAGGAGAAGAAGGCAGGUGCUCGCUACAUUGGCUCAAUGGUGGCUGAUGUUCACCGCACCAUCAAGUAUGGAGGCAUUUUCAUGUACCCUGCCACAGCUGAUGCCCCCAAGGGAAAGCUGCGUCUCCUCUAUGAGUGCAACCCAAUGGCCUUCCUGGUGCAGCAGGCUGGAGGCAAGGCCACAACAGGGAAGAUGCCCAUCCUUGACAUUAUGCCAACAGACAUCCACCAGCGCACACCUAUCUUCUUGGGCUCUGCUGGUGAUGUGCAGGACAUUAUUGAUCUGUACAAAAAGCAUGGUUUGUAGUAACACCUGUUAUCUUGAACAAGAAAUGAUAUUUGAAUGGCUGAAUGAUUUUAACUUGUGUCAUUUUACUUUAUGCUAAAUCUUGCAAGCAGUGCAAUAAGUUCUGAACUAUACUCAGAAAUGGAGGUAAAAGUAUGUAUGGUAGCAGAUGCCUAAUGGUGUGGCUAAGUGUAUUUUUGUUGUCUGUAUGGACUGAGACUAACAUUUUCCAUUUUUUCUUUUUUGUUUACACGUUAUGAUCAGUCCAGCGAAAUAUUACCAUUCUACUUCAAACUCAAGCUCUUAUGUAAUGCUGUUAUGGAGAAUAAAAGGUUAUAAUGA
Scylla paramamosain (green mud crab) is the source of this 1569-nucleotide messenger RNA. RefSeq names its product fructose-1,6-bisphosphatase 1-like (gene fbp). Gene Ontology annotation, biological process: gluconeogenesis; fructose 6-phosphate metabolic process; fructose metabolic process. Lineage: Eukaryota; Metazoa; Arthropoda; Malacostraca; Decapoda; Portunidae. The record is from RefSeq and is a predicted model, not a curated record. Gene Ontology annotation, cellular component: cytosol; cytoplasm. Gene Ontology annotation, molecular function: fructose 1,6-bisphosphate 1-phosphatase activity.